AUGAAUGGAUAAUUACAAAAAAUUCAAUAGCUGGAUGACUAAGUGCUAAAAUUACAGCAAAAGGGUAACUAUGAAGAUUGCUUGAUUAAACUUGAAAAGGCAUUAGUUUUAAAGUAAAGCAAUUUCGGUACUUCUAGUUCAGAGUACACAAAGACUUGUCUAUAAAUAAGCAACAUUUGCAAUAUUUUAGCGAUUAGCCUUGUUAAAGCUGAAUAAUUUAAUAGAGCUUUAGAGUUAUUGAAGAAAUCUGAGGCUCUAUGUGAAAAUAAUGAUUAUGGAAAGUCUAUGACUUAUAACAAUAUAGCUUGCAAAUUGAGAUCAGCUCUGACCUAUCUUGAAAAGUCACUUGAAAUUGAAUAGACAUUACCUUACCACAGUUCAAAAGCAGAUACCCAUCUAAAUAUCUGCGCUGUUCUAUCACAAAUGAAUAAGCAUGAUAUUGCCUUACACCAUGCUUAGUGCGCUAUUAUGAUUGUACAAUCAAAUCUGCUCAAAGCUUUUUUGCCUAAAAGAGAAAAAAUGGUGGAAACUGAUGCUUAAGCAAACAUGAAUUAUGAAAUUGAGAAGAAUUUCAAAGACAGAGUUACUGUACUUGCAAUUGCUUAUCAUAAUUUGGGGGUUGAAUAGGAAUUUCUUAAGCUUUAUCAUGAAUCAUUAGAAAGCUACAGAUAAGGAAAAGAAUUUGCUGAGAGAUAUUUAGGCCCGUAGGAUGGAAUAACUUAGAGUCUAACUAACUAAUAUUACAAAGCUAAACGAGAAAUUGACAAGAAAAUGGAGUAUAAUGAGGCAAAAAUCAAGAGAAGGGAGGUAAUAAAUCAUGAAAGAUAGAGAAUAUUCACAGCUAACAGUAGCCAGACAAGAGGAAGCAUCAAUGGAUCAUUUAAUGCGACAUAAUCAAGACCAACUAGUAAAAAGCUUGGAAGACUAUCAAGUAAUUAGGAUAACAGCAUGGUCAAUAUGGAAGGAACAUAGCAUGUAUCAUCAAUGACUUAAUUUCUAAAGCAUCAAAGCCAGCCUAGAGUAUAAAGUAGUCAUCAUUUCAGGAGAAGAAUGAGAUCUCCAGAAUAUAACUAACAAAUGGAGACUGGCUUUUACAUGUAGAAUUAAAAUGGCAACUAAAUUAUGAAUCAUUUCCCUAUGCCAAAGGACAAUCAAAAUUUUAACUAAGGAGAUAGCUACUAUUUGCCAAAUGAUGAAGAAUCUCAGCUUAAUGUCUACCGGUAGUAAAAUGAAAGAGCAUACAUGACAUCCAAUAACGGUAAUCCUUAAUAAAUGUCAGGUUAGGGAAUUGCAAUAAACAUGAAUGGAGGAGGAGGUCACCCAAGAAUGAAUUUUGAAGAGCAUCGGGGCUCUGCUAAAGAAGUUCCCUUCCUCAAUUACUGA
Messenger RNA from Stylonychia lemnae, 1383 nucleotides. NCBI's taxonomy places the organism in Eukaryota, Ciliophora, Spirotrichea, Sporadotrichida, Oxytrichidae. The record is from the annotation of a GenBank genome assembly.